Messenger RNA from Ostrinia nubilalis (European corn borer), 2506 nucleotides. RefSeq names its product BRCA1-associated protein. The record is from RefSeq and is a predicted model, not a curated record. Gene Ontology annotation, cellular component: cytoplasm. Bases 202 to 2496 code for a protein of 764 amino acids. NCBI's taxonomy places the organism in Eukaryota, Metazoa, Arthropoda, Insecta, Lepidoptera, Crambidae. Gene Ontology annotation, biological process: Ras protein signal transduction; protein ubiquitination. Gene Ontology annotation, molecular function: ubiquitin protein ligase activity; zinc ion binding. The transcript has 17 exons.
UAUACAGUCAUCACAAAUUUUCUCAGCUGUUGUUUACAUUUUUGUGUUACUUUUUUGAACAAUAGGAAUUUUCUUAAAUAUUUAUCUCAUUAGAUAAAAUAUUGUGAUUGUUUUAUAAGCUGCUGUAAUGAACUUGGUUUUAUAUCCGUAAAAUAAUAAAACUAUCCUUUUGUUUUGAUUUGCAAUCAAUAUUUUUCGUAAAUGUCUGUGUCUUUGUGCGUUUUGCGAAUUGAAAUUGACGAAGAUCUACCCGAAAUGGGCGAUAAUCCUGCUGAAAUAGAAGCCGCCAAGGAGCAGAAAAAGAAGGACCGUGGCGCUCGUGAAUCCAAGACAAUAACAGUGGAGACAUACGCAAGCGUAUUGUCUGGUCCCAACAAUAAAACUGGGAUCCUGCCCACGAGCUCCCGUCGCUCGCCUCCAGAAGGCAGCAGUAUAUCGGAAGACGAUGACACUAUAAGCUUCUUUUGUGGGAAUCCACUGGUAGAAGUCACGAAGGGAGUACUGCAUUUGUAUAAAGAAAAUGAGUUUAAAGAAGCAGAAGAAGCCAAGACCCUUUGCCUGCUGUCUGUGCCGGGAGCGCUGGGAGCUCCGGACCUGCUGGCGUUUGCUGCGGCCUGUCAGCAAGAUAUUGCCCACGUGAGAGUCCUGAGAGACGGGUCUCCAGACCAUUAUAUGGCAUUGUUAACAUUCCGAACAUACCAAGCUGCCCGAGAGUUCCACGAGACGUUCGAUGGUGUCCCAUACAGCAGCUUGGAGCCCAACGCCCUGUGCCACAUGGCUUGGGUGUCCCGAGUGGAGUGGGCGCGCGACGGGACCCCGCCGCCUUCCCACACCGAGCUGCCGACGUGUCCUGUGUGUUUAGAGCGUAUGGACGAGAGCGUGGCGGGCGUGCUGAGCGUGCAGUGCGCGCACGCGUUCCACGCCGCGUGCCUGGUGCGCUGGCGAGACGCGCGCUGCCCCGUGUGUCGCUGUGCGCAGACGCCCGAGCCGCGCGCUAGUGCCAGCUGCUUCCAGUGCGAGCUGCAGCAGGAAGAAGACGGCGAGGAGACUCGCGACAAUAUAAGUGGCGUAGCAGAGGGGCUUUUGGACGGCGUAGAGGCCGGCACACUCUGGAUCUGCCUUAUUUGCGGACACGUCGGCUGCGGCAGGUACGAAGGAGGUCACGCAGCGAAGCAUUUCUUAGCGUCGAACCACACUUACGCGUUGCAGUUAGGAUCUAACAGGGUCUGGGAUUAUGCAGGGGACAACUUCGUACACCGUCUGGUGCAGAACAAGGCAGACGGCAAACUGGUAGCGGCGGACGGCGCGGCGCCCGACGCGGCCUGCGGCGGAGAGAAGCUGGACUCCGCGCAGCUGGAGUUCACCUACAUCCUCACGCAGCAGCUCGACAGCCAGCGCACCUACUAUGAGGGCCGGAUCGCCAAGCGAGCUAGACGCGGCGUGUUGAGACCAGAAGCUGGACUCCGCGCAGCUGGAGUUCACCUACAUCCUCACGCAGCAGCUCGACAGCCAGCGCACCUACUACGAGGGCCGGAUCGCCAAAAGCUGGACUCCGCGCAGCUGGAGUUCACCUACAUCCUCACGCAGCAGCUCGACAGCCAGCGCACCUACUACGAGGGCCGGAUCGCCAAGCGAGCUAGACGCGGCGUGUUGAGACCAGAAGCUGGACUCCGCGCAGCUGGAGUUCACCUACAUCCUCACGCAGCAGCUCGACAGCCAGCGCACCUACUACGAGGGCCGGAUCGCCAAAAGCUGGACUCCGCGCAGCUGGAGUUCACCUACAUCCUCACGCAGCAGCUCGACAGCCAGCGCACGUACUACGAGGGCCGGAUCGCCAAGCGAGCUAGACGCGGCGUGUUGAGACCAGAAGCUGGACUCCGCGCAGCUGGAGUUCACCUACAUCCUCACGCAGCAGCUCGACAGCCAGCGCACCUACUACGAGGGCCGGAUCGCCAAAAGCUGGACUCCGCGCAGCUGGAGUUCACCUACAUCCUCACGCAGCAGCUCGACAGCCAGCGCACCUACUACGAGGGCCGGAUCGCCAAGAUCGAAUCCGAGCACUUAGCGGAAUGUUCCGCGCUACGGCGGCGCGCAGACGAGGCGGAGGCGACAUCUUCAGCGCUUCAAGAAUCGCUGAGCGGGCUCGCGCGAGAGAACAAGGCGCUGGAGAAAAAGCUGCUCCAAGUCACCAACAAACUGUCAGUGCUGCAAAACGAGUUGUCAGAUGAGCGUGGGUUAGCGGCCGCGCUGGCCAGCAGCCAGGCCGAGUGGCAGAGCCGCGCUAAACUCCGCGAGGACAGCUUCGUCAAGGAGGUGGCCGAACUAAAAGAGCAGCUGCGCGACGUGAUGUUCUUCGUGGAAGCCCGGGGACAGCUGGAGCAGGCGGCCGGCGGCGAGGAGCUGGCCUCCGCCGCCGUCAGCGUGGCGCCGCCGCCGCCCGCGCGCCGCCGCCGCGCCCGGCACCACGCCAAGAACGAGCGCGACAUCGACAACUAGCCUUUGGCGU